CCACCUCCACUUUUCUUUUCGCCACAUCGUUGGCCGCAUUCCGAGCGACGGCCGUGGAAACGAGUCGACGCAGGAGUGGAACAUGUACGAACCAUGAGAGGACGCUUGCUCUACAGACAGGAGCGUCACUGUCGCAGGGGACUAUAGAAGGAAGACGAAGAGGAGGAGAAGGGACGAAGGGCCAGCUCGCACUAAGAGAGCGCAUCUUCUGUGAUUUAUUUGAGGGGCGCGGGGGAUUCUCUCUCCAAGUGCGUGGGGAAGACGAGCUGCGACAUUUGGUUGUUUUCCGAAUAGGAACGCGUCGGAAUCACCCGGCGUGGCCGUAGAUCGACAUGUGAAGGAUUUUAUCGACGUUUCACUUCUUUUUGGGGGGGAGGGGAGGAGGGGGGUGGACAGGACGCUAUAUGACGUCUGAUUUUUAAAAAUAGGACGUUCCACCAUAUUAAAGCUCGCUGCUUAUUAGUAAAUAUUGAAAUUUAUUGCUCUCGCGCUUUCUGGAACCCUCGAGAGUUUUCUAGGAAUAAAAGGGGUCUUUUUUUUUUUUUUUGAACAAUUUUUAAGCUACUGCUGAACCUCUUACGUAAAUGUGUGAGAGUGCCUCGGUUGUCCUUUGAAUCGCGCCCCUUCACACCUUAUCCUCUCCUAUGCACACGUAGACUCACCUGACCAUACACAUCAUGCAUACAAAAUAGGACAAACACACAUCACCCCUACUCCACCUCCAUCACCACCGCCACCAACUGAUGAAUCCGCGCUAUAUAGGUGGACGUGGCACGGACCCAGCUGUAGCAUCCUCCUCCUCAUCCUCCUCCCCCUCCUCCUCCACCUCCUCCUCACCACUAGAGCCGCCACUAUCUUCCCCGUUCUUUUCCUCGCCAGCAUGUCCUCAUCGUCGCGCAAGAUCUCCUCGGAGUCUUUCAGCAGCUCGGUGGGUUCCGAUUGCGGGCUCGAAAGCCCCGGGGGAGACGGAGGAGACGGCGGGCUGGAGGCGGCCGAGGAGCUCCGAGGAUGUCCCUUCUCCUCCAUCCACAGACCGCUCCUCUGGAACGGCCGCAGCCCCGCCGAAAGGCUCGCAUGCCCGGCGGGUGAGGAGCAGCCAGCAGUCGGCGGGCCACACAAGAGGGUGACUCGGAGAAGAAGGGUGAACCUGGAUUCGCUCGGCGAGAGCCUGAGGCGGCUAACAUCACCCACGACACAGACUGUUCAAGAGGCUCUGCAAAGGACUCUGAAGUUUUACAGGCAACAAGAGAUCAGGUAUCAAGAUUCUGGUAAGGAGGACCAGCAAAGGGAAAGUAAAGACGAGAAGUGCCCAUUUCUAGAAAAUUCUGGUUCAGAAGAGGACGUCCUUCAAAUCCUACAUUACAUGGCCACCAUCCUUGACAACCGAUCCUGGUUUUGUGUCUUCUCGCUCUCAGGAGUACCAUUCUUUGAACUGCGCGAGCAUUUUGGCGAGGAGUUCUUCGGCCUGUGCUUUGAAGAAAACGAACGCGUGCUCAGGGCCGUAGGUGGCAACCUCCAGGACUUUUUUAACGGUUUUGAUGCCAUUUUGGAACACAUUCGCACCUCCACGGGUCGCCGUGCCUCGUCGGAAAGCCCCUCGUUUCAGUGCAAAGAUCCUCACGAGGAGGUGAAGGGUCGAGUAAAAUUGGACAAAGCCGGGGAGCGAGGAGCACAAGAUGGCUGCCGGAAGUUGUUGCUCCUACAUUGUUUUAACCCGGCCCCUGUGGUGAGCUUGAUCAUGCCUGGGCUUAUCAGAGCGGUUUCCAGACGGAUUUUUCAUUUUGAAGCGAAGGUCGAUGAAGUGUCCCCUCUGACUCCUUUAUUGCCCAAAGAAGAAGCGCAUCACAGCAAUGGUGAUUCCGCCACACCAACUCCGACUGCAUCCCCGUCUGGCUCUCCCUCCUCCUCUCCCUCUCCACCUUCAACUUUUCCAACCACUGCUCCCACGGUUUGCGUGUCCUUCCAAAUUCAGGAAACUGGUCCUUCCCACUCCCUCCCAAAUGCCAAGAAAGCCCCCAUUUCUCUUUCAACAAGCCCCAGUGAUUUACGCAUCGGCCUGGCCACGUUUUGCCGUGCCUUUCCGUUCCACCUUGUUCUCGGCCCUCGGAUGGAACUUUUGCAGCUGGGUGAGGGAUUGCGACGGCAGGCUCGCAUCGAGCCUCAUCGGAGUCUCUCCUUCAGGGACUGUUUUGAGAUCAUCUCACCCAGGAUGGAGCCUUCGUUCCAGGGGAUCCUACUGAGGCUUGCGUCUCCUUUUACUAUCCGUACAAGGCCAGAUACCACACAACUAGGAACCAAGGAAAAGGUCAUGGAGCUCAAGGGUCAGAUGAUCCAUGUGCCAGAGUCGUGCUCUUUGAUGUUCCUGGGCUCACCACGUGUUGACAAAUUGGAGGAGCUCAUGGGCCGGGGCCUCUACUUGUCAGAUAUCCCAAUCCACGAUGCCAAGCGGGACGUCAUCUUGGUGGGGGAGCAGGCCAAAGCUCAGGAUGGCCUCAAAAAGAGGAUGGACAAACUCAAGGCCACAUUAGAGCGCACUCACCAGGCAUUGGAGGAGGAAAAGAGAAGAACCGUGGAUCUCCUCGAUUCCAUAUUUCCAGGCGAUGUGGCGCAGAAACUGUGGCAAGGUCAACCGGUGCCCGCUCGCAAAUUCGAUGACGUCACCAUGCUGUUUUCCGACAUCGUGGGCUUCACCGCUGUGUGCGCACAGUGCACGCCAAUGCAGGUCAUCUCCAUGCUCAACGAGCUGUACACUCGCUUUGACUACCAGUGUGGGAUUCUCGAUGUUUAUAAGAUAGAGACCAUAGGUGAUGCAUAUUGCGUGGCAGGAGGUCUUCACAAGAAGGUCGACAGUCAUGCAAAGCCCAUCGCACACAUGGCUCUGAAGAUGAUGGAGCUUUCCGAAGAAGUGCUCACACCUGAUGGAAAGCCUAUUAAGCUGAGAAUUGGCAUCCACACAGGCUCCGUCCUGGCUGGUGUGGUUGGAGUUAAAAUGCCGAGGUAUUGCCUAUUUGGGAACAAUGUGACCCUGGCUAGCAAAUUUGAAUCAGGGAGUCAUCCAAGGUGUAUAAAUGUCAGCCCUACAACCUACCAGCUGCUUAAAGAUGACCGAUCAUUUUCCUUCAUCCCUCGUUCGCACCUGGAGCUCCCUGAGAAUUUCCCCAAAGAGAUCCCAGGAACCUGUUAUUUCCUGGAGGCGGGAACGUCUCACAGCCAUGCAUCAUUGACCAGCUCUCGCUCCGCUCCCCCGGCCUCUAUGAGGAAAGUCUCCUACAGCAUCGGGACCAUGUUUCUAAGAGAAACCAGUUUGUAGGUAUCAUAAAGGAUGCGGGAGACCAGAAUCGAACCCGUGCAGCUGACAGGACGCCCAAUAACACACAUUGUGGAUAUGCAAAUGACAACCUGGGCUCAGUGCUGCGGGAUGGAAGAACAUACAAGAAAUGAUUUUUGUCGCAGAUGAAUCCUACUUUGGAUCAUUUAGUGGAGAAAAAUGAGGGUGUUUAGCUUCUGAGCCACUCAUGACAUAGAGCUCUCCUCAGCAGUCUUUUGUGUCACACGAAGAACUUUUACACAACACACACCUCCUUCCAUCCCUUCCAAAUGACCGAAUUCAUGUCCUACGUUCCAUUAAUAUUGUGCAUUACAACGGCAACCCCCCCCCACCUCCGAGGAACAGUUGUGGCAGACGAGAGACAGACAAAAAGCAACGAGGGGAUAGUUCUGAGAAAAAAAAAAAAAAAGCUGAUAAUAGGAAAAAUAACAAUGCCAAAAAAUGCUAGAACUAGAGCCUUUUUCUGCUUCUAACUCACAGCAAACUGCAAUCUACAACAAUCCAGCCAUUUCAUUGCAGGUAAUAUGUUCAAAAGUGUCAGUUUGAAAGUAAUUCUCAGCUCAGUGCCUUUUCUGCUCAAAUCAGGACUACAACAACAAAAAAGUAUAAAAAAAAAAACAUGCAGGAUGGAUUAAUUUCAAAUAUCUGAGGGGGGGAAAGCCGCACAUUGACGCACUUGUCCUCAACUUUUUUUUCCCCCUUGACAUUUUGGUGUUUCCACCCUCUCUUCUCCAAUAAAGAUUCUGAAAUAUGAGAGCCCUCGAGUGAGCCACAACACCAAUGAAGGCACCGAAUAGUGGCGGCAAUUCAUUUGAGUGAUGAGAGGAGAGAAAUAAAAUAUCAAAACAAUAAAGUGCACUUCAUAGGUUCCAAAUAUUUCAAAUUGCAUUUAUUUAUAACGUCUGGUUGUACCAAUCAUACACAUGAUGCAGUUUAGCGCAUAUACAGUACACAUAGCAUAUGCAACACAUUUGCAGAAAUUGUUUUUAUUUACCUGAUUAGGAUUCUACUCUUUGCUAUUCAUUUUCCUGCUACAUACUUGAAAUCUCAGGCCUUCCAAAUGAGUCAGUGUAGCUCACUAACAGAUACUUAAUUGAAAUAAUUUUAGAUGCUCAAUCUUUUGUUAAGUGUAUUUUUGAUGACAUUAUUAUUGGUUGUUUAACAUGGAUAUGUAACACUGGUGAACUCAAUGCAUAUUUGGAUUUUCUUUUUGAAUAGUCGGCCUUAUACUCCAGGUACUCGCAUCAUAGUCAAAUUGAUGAUUGGAAAUUCUGCCUAAUGUGUGGUUAGAGUAAAUGAUUCACACUUGACAUCCAUUCUAAAUCUUCUCUAAAAAAUAGACAGCUACUCAUGUCUUUCGAUAUUCUACAUCGAGAAUGUUGGUCCGCUUUGCUUUGUCUUACUCAUCUUGGGCUGUUUCUUUAAAUUGCAGUCUGCAUAUUGUGCCGCAGAUGCACACAGGCAAUAAACAUCAACAACUCGACUGGAGACGUUGGGUCAAGUCAAGAAGGUAUGGUAGCCAACUGUAACCAAAAAUCUUUUCAACAGUUAAAACAAAAUCACAAUUGAAUUGGUUGCAAAAUUCAUGAUAAAAAAAAUUGUUUCUUGAGUUUUAAAAUGACUGAAACUUUUUAUGACUGCACAUUGUUUCAUUGUUACAUUGUACAAAAAGUAAAGCAAUGUUUUACAACAGCAGAAAUAGCUCACCCUGAAAUUUAUCAAACAAAAAUGGAAUAAAACAUUUAUUAUUUUUCAUAGAUUCAUAAUAAAAUCGUAUUCACCUAGGCCAACAUCAUGUACAUGGACUAUUUUUGUUUGUUGUGUUUUAGAUAGUAUCAAUCCCAUUUCACUACAGUACUAAAACGAUCUCAUCUCAGAUUUUAAAAUUUUGCUUUGCAAGACCCCAACGAUAUCCAGGGAAACAUUGCAGUUUGGUUGAUGGAUCUCUGGAUGUCUUACUUUAUAGUAAUAUUACUAUGAUUUAGUUUUGUACCAAGGCUGAACAUGAACCAUGUGUGUACCAGAAAACAGUUCCAUAAAAGCUGUAUGACUGACAUUAAGGGCACAUUUUCUUGUCUUAACAUAUGUAAAUAAAACACCAAGUGUGUUUAACAAGAA
Molecule: messenger RNA, 5446 nt
Organism: Syngnathus acus (greater pipefish)
Lineage: Eukaryota; Metazoa; Chordata; Actinopteri; Syngnathiformes; Syngnathidae
Gene: gucy1a2
Product: guanylate cyclase 1, soluble, alpha 2
Exons: 9
Coding region: 881-3310 (809 amino acids)
Biological process (GO): response to oxygen levels; cGMP biosynthetic process
Cellular component (GO): guanylate cyclase complex, soluble
Molecular function (GO): heme binding; guanylate cyclase activity
Source: RefSeq, a predicted model, not a curated record